This is a messenger RNA of Maniola jurtina (meadow brown), 2711 nucleotides long. RefSeq names its product MFS-type transporter SLC18B1-like. The record is from RefSeq and is a predicted model, not a curated record. Bases 273 to 2576 code for a protein of 767 amino acids. Gene Ontology annotation, molecular function: transmembrane transporter activity. Lineage: Eukaryota; Metazoa; Arthropoda; Insecta; Lepidoptera; Nymphalidae. Gene Ontology annotation, biological process: transmembrane transport. The transcript has 12 exons.
AAUUUGCGUCAAUUUAACCUGGAUUUAACAAUAUCAGAAGUUUAAUAAUACGGGAAAAAUAGAUUAUCGCACCAGAUACAGACCAAUAACAUUAUGUAAUAAUAUGCUCCCCAUCCUUUCGGAAGUUGCUAUUUACACUCGAUAAAGAUAUUGAUAAGAUACGGAAGGUAGGUAGGCAAUUAAUAGUGGCUCAGUCGUAUAGUGAGUAGUGACACUUGACGAUAACGUGAUUAUUUACGGAUUAUUUAGUUCCAGCGUAUUAAUUGUUUAUAAUGAACAGUGAGGAUGCCGAUGAGAACUCGCGUCUUUUAAACAGUCCGGAUGAACGAAAUAGAGUUCCAAGAGUGUAUGGGAAUAGUGGUGCAAUGGCGUCUUCGUCCGAAUCGAUAGUGUUUGAUAGUAAGCUCAUGAAAACCUCGACGCAUAGUGAUGAGCUUGCCGCCACGUGGGGCGGUCGAGGUUCCCUUCCCGACUCGGGAGCUUCUGGACGGCUUAGGAGAGCCCGUUCGUGGUCUGGCGGCCCUCCCGAUGACGGCGCCUCAGAAAUUCGGAUAUUGAGAGAACGGUUAGUGCGUACGCAGGCCAAAUUACGUCCAGGCGCGGUACGCCACCUGUCACGCCACCAGCGCUUCACCCUGGCGUCGCUGGCCCUCGUGGACUUCAUGAGCUUCUGUUCCAUGAGCAUUAUGGCCCCGUUUUUCCCCAGAGAGGCCACGGAGAAGGGCCUCUCGGAGACCAUGUGCGGCAUCGUGUUCAGCUUCUAUGCGGUUGUUAUGUUCAUCACAUCGCCGUUUUUUGGUAAAUAUCUACCGGCGAUAGGAGCAAAGUUCAUGUUCACAGCAGGCAUGUUCAUGGCUGGCUCAUGUAAUGUCAUAUUUGGAACCUUGGCAUUAGUGGAAGAUCCCACAACAUUCACCGUGCUAUGUUUCGUGGUGCGAGGUAUGGAGGCGCUCGGAGCUAGCGCGUACUCCACUGCCAGCUACGUGUUCGUGGUGAACGCCUUCCCGGACAACAUUGGCUCAGUGUUGGGCAUCCUCGAGACAUUCGUCGGCCUCGGCAUGUCAGUUGGACCCGCGAUUGGAGGCCUUUUAUAUUCGAUUGGAGGAUUUGGGCUACCAUUUUACAGUCUUGGAAUCAUAAUGGUAUUGACAGUUCCCAUCAACUACUUCUUGCUGGCAGACUGUGAGGAAUUCGUAUCCGGAUCAAAAACAGCCUCCAUAUUGAGACUCUUCCAAAUACCGUCCAUAAUAAUCACAGGUCUCGUAAUUGUCGUUGUUUCUAACACCUGGGCCUUCCUUGAUCCCACUCUUGAGCCGCAUUUACGUCAGUUCGGACUGUCAACGAAGCAAAUUGGAUUAAUAUUUCUACUGUUCUCAAGUUUAUACGGAAUCUUUAGUCCUAUUUGGGGAUGGGUCGCAGAUCGGGUUCAUAACCACUGGUGUAUGAUGGUAUGGGGAUUGUUUCUCUCAACUAUUGGCCUAUUACUCCUUGGUCCAUGCCCAUUUAUACCCGGUCUUCCACGGGACUUAUGGUUGGACUUGGUUGCCCUUUCCAUCUUAGGAGUGUCAGUUGCCUUAACACUUUUACCUACAUUUCAAGGAGUUCUGACUAGUUCUAUUUACGAAGGUGGAUGUCCAGAAGCGCUAGCGACGUACAGCGCAGUGGCGGGAGUUUGGUCGUGCUGUUACUCGCUGGGCGAGGUGCUGGGCCCUGCACUGGGAGGCGCCCUCGCCGAACGAUAUGGAUUCCCGCUAUCUGCCACGCUCUGCGCUUCUGCUUGUUUUAUAAUGGCCGUGGUUACGCUCACAUUCUUUUCACUGCGCGAGUCAUCAAAGUGGGUAGAAGCAGAGUCCGCCUCGAAUUCAAUACCGGACACUGACUCCACUUGGAACAGCAACCAUUUCUGCAGGACACGGAGCGCGCCAGCGAGUCAGCUUGCCGAGAACUCUCCCCUUCUAACGCCUUGUUCAUGUGCUUCUAAAACUGCAUAUUAUUUAUAUGGAAACCCACCCACCAACCAAAUGUUUUUCCUGCACAAAAAGGGAGAAAAAAGUGGCUCAGCUAGCAUAGCAGAUAUUAUGGCAUAUUUCCUCAAAUUCGAAUACUUGACAGAUGUGUAUGUGAGAAUUAGAAAAUCCCGUAAUAGAUCCAAACCUAGAUCAUUACCGAAUAGUGAUCAGUUAUAUCAAAAUUAUCUUGGGAACAAUGAUGAAGAAGAAGAGAAAAAUGAAAAUUCUAAGGGUAUUAUUGCAAAUGGAGGAUCCAAAAGCAAUGAAGACAGCUACUGCUCUUACAUAGAUAAAGCUAUAUUCGGUCCAGUGAUUGAUAUGAAUGAUGAGAAUGUUAUUAUUAAGCGCAACAAUAAGGGCCUCGUCGCAAAAUUAGUGACACACGAAGAUGUGAAACGGCCAUCAGAUGAGAUCAUUGAACAUAACCUCCAAAAAGUACACUUCUAUGAACAGAGUCCUGAGUGUACCACACUUGACGAUAUUUUUGAUGGUUGCGAAUGCCGCGACGACGUCACGUACGUGAGGGGAACCGUCACAGUGUCUUCCGCAGGAGCCUGUGAAGUCUAAAUUAAUUCUAGCAUCAUUACAAUAAUCUAGUCUACGUUUUUAAAUUUUAAUCUAAGUAAUUAAUUUCAUAGUGUAAUUUAAUAACAUAAAGAUUUUAAUUCAGUGAUAAUUUUAAAUAAAUAACUUCAACUUUUU